Drosophila novamexicana is the source of this 1130-nucleotide messenger RNA. It is a transcript of the gene mTerf3, whose product is annotated as transcription termination factor 3, mitochondrial. Gene Ontology annotation, biological process: mitochondrial ribosome assembly; regulation of DNA-templated transcription. Bases 27 to 1103 code for a protein of 358 amino acids. Lineage: Eukaryota; Metazoa; Arthropoda; Insecta; Diptera; Drosophilidae. The transcript is spliced from 2 exons. Gene Ontology annotation, molecular function: double-stranded DNA binding. Gene Ontology annotation, cellular component: mitochondrion. The record is from RefSeq and is a predicted model, not a curated record.
GGCAACUCUGCCAGUCAGCUGUUGCCAUGCUUUGCUCUUGGGUGCGUAACAUUAGUAAAAUUCAGAAAACAACACAAAUAAAAACAAAAUGCUAUCAAAUAAGUGAACAAUUAAGAUAUUUGCGAACACCCAAUAGGGUGCAUAGUGAAGUUAUCGUGCCAGCCACAGAAAAAGUAACACGACAUGAAAAGUCGACAGAAAAUCGACUCACCGAACAAAACCAAAGCCAACGGGAUGUUGCUUUCGACUUUGGCAGCCGGGAGGCACACGUGCCCACAUUUAAUCUGGCUGCCCAUGUGAACAGCUCCAACACCUUGCAACAGCUGCUAAGCCUGGGCGUUGAUCUGCAUAGCAUUGAGCGGCGCAAGGGUCUGGGCCAGUUUGUGCUGCGGCUGGACUUCGAGCAAAAUGUAAAGCCUUACUUAACAUUCUUGGCGGAUAACGGGGUAUCACCAGAUGACUUUGGCCAAAUGAUUACGAAGAAUCCACUGUUAUUUAAGGAAGAUCUGGAUGACCUACAAACACGUGUGGCGUACCUCAAAAGUAAACGUUUUUCUAACGAGGCACUGCAGCGCAUCUUCACAAAAAAUCCAUACUGGUUAAUGUUCUCGACGAGACGCGUUGAUCGGCGUUUGGGAUACUUUCAAAAAGAACUUCACCUGAGCGGACAUGAUCUGCGCCUGCUGGCCACCAAGGAACCCCGUCUGAUAACUUAUAAAAUGGAACAUUUACGUAAAUCCGUCUUUACACUACGCGAGGAAAUGGGUUUCAGUGCCAAAGAGCUGCAAUCGCUAGUCGUGCGCAAGCCGCGCCUGAUGAUGAUUCCACCGGAUGAACUCGUCGAACGUUUUAGCUAUGUGCACAAUGAUAUGGGACUAAGCCAUGCACAGAUUAUUCAGUGUCCGGAGCUGCUCGCCUCCCGCGAGUUUCGUUUGCGUGAAAGACACGAAUUUCUUAAGCUAUUGGGACGCGCACAAUACGAUUGCCAAAAAGAUUUGUAUAUUUCACCCAGCGAAAUUGUGCAAGGCAACAAUUUCUAUUUUGUAAGAAAUGUGGCGAAAAGUGAUUUGCAGACGUUUGAUUUGUUUUUGAAAACACGUUAAUAAAAGUUUAUCUGCGCGCAACACCAA